CAAAGCUGGUGGGGCAGAAUUCAGGGGAGCACACCAUUUCUGGAGCUGCUGCCUGUAACAACUGCGGAAUAAAACAAAAGUAGUUUAUAAUGGAAGCAAAGUCGUAAUUAUAAAGUUGUGUGUACGCGAGUCAGAUGUUUAGAAAAACGGUGGACACUUUGAUUGUUUGAGUUUUAAAUGUUGAGGAAAUCAAUCACCCCAUGUCUCGAGCCACCACCGGUGGUACACGGUCUACGGCGGCGAAGGGCUGGCGUGAUCAGGCCAGCAAUCGGCCUAGUCAAGUGACUCCCAAAGUGUCAGAUGUAGCUUGCUCGCCAGCUAGCUAACUUGCUGAACUACUUUUGUCAACCAACGUCCCUGAUGUGGCAAUUGAAAGUUGCUGUUUUCAAUUUGUGGCUACUACUAGCCAUUGUUAAUCGACUUUUUAACUAACGUUAGCAAACUACCUUACUAGCUAGCUCAGCUACCAGUUGGCUAUGUUGGACUGAGCUAGCUAGCCAGUAAACACAGCUUGCGAGUUCCAGUUUUUAAACUAGAUUUAUUUCCGUUUUAGGUCCGCCAGUGUCUUGGCAAGUUGUCAUGUAAGAUUAUUUUUCUUUUUCUUCGUGUACGCGUCUUGCAUAUUAUCAUUUUUUACAUCUUGAUUUUAAUGAAUAACUAGUUAGCCAGUUAGCAAUGUCUCUGCCAUCCGCCGAUAUGAUCGAAACUCCCCCUGGAUAUCCCUUUGAAGAAAUAGAUUAUGUGGAUAUUGAAGUUGAAGAGGUCGUGGGGAGAGGUGCAUUUGGUGUUGUCUGCAAGGCCAAAUGGAAAGGCAAAGACGUUGCAAUCAAGACAAUAGAGAGUGAAUCUGAAAGGAAAGCAUUCAUAGUUGAGCUGCGACAGCUUUCGCGUGUGAAUCACCCCAACAUUGUGAAGUUGUAUGGCUCAUGCAAUAUUCCGGUCUGCCUGGUGAUGGAAUAUGCUGAAGGGGGGUCUCUGUACAAUGUGCUGCAUGGUGCUGAACCCCUCCCCUAUUACACUGCUUCCCAUGCCAUGAGCUGGUGUUUUCAGUGUUCCCAAGGGGUCGCCUAUCUCCAUGGCAUGAAACCAAAGGCUCUCAUUCACAGGGACCUCAAGCCACCCAACCUGCUCCUGGUUGCCGGUGGCACCGUGCUGAAGAUAUGUGACUUUGGGACAGCGUGUGACAUUCAGACCCACAUGACCAACAACAAAGGAAGUGCUGCUUGGAUGGCCCCAGAGGUGUUUGAAGGCAUCAAUUACAGCGAGAAGUGUGACGUGUUCAGCUGGGGCAUCAUUCUCUGGGAGGUGAUCACACGCAGGAAGCCCUUUGACGAGAUUGGAGGGCCGGCCUUCCGCAUCAUGUGGGCUGUGCAUAACGGCACCCGACCACCGCUCAUCAAGAGCCUACCCAAACCCAUUGAGAGCCUGAUGACCCGCUGCUGGUCUAAAGACCCCUCUCAGAGACCCUCCAUGGAGGAGAUAGUCAAGAUCAUGACCCAUCUUAUGCGAUGCUUCCCAGGAUCUGAUGAACCCUUGCAAUAUCCGUACCAGUCUUCAGAUGAAGGACAGAGUAGCUCGGCCACCAGUACAGGUUCCUAUGUGGAUUACACUUGCAACAGCAAUAAGAGUGACACAAACAUGGAGCAUGGGGACUCUCCGGGGAGCAACGACACCAUCAAGAUCACACCUCAGUUUGCACAUCAGUUCAGGCCAAAGGUAGACCCGUUGUGGAGCCUGCCUCUGUCCAGAGGAAGCAGUGUUGAGAGCCUGUCGGAGCGAACACACAGUCUGCUGCCACCAGAGAGCAAAAGAAUGAGCGCAGACCUGUCAGAGCUGGAGCACAGGGUGCCUUUCGCUCCCACAGCACGUCCCCAGUAUAAACGAGGCCACCGUAAAACGGCGUCAUUUGGCACCAUUCUGGACGUUCCCAAGAUCGUCGUCACAGCCACCUGUGAGGCGCAGAGACGGAGAUCUGUACAGGACCUCCCUGGGGUCGGCACAGAGUCCAGCCAGGGGAGCCGGAACAGCAGCAGGUCCUCCAGUCCCAGUGUGAGGAUGAUGCCGCCUGAUAAGACCAGCAGCAGAGGCUAUAGCUUCUCUCCCGAUGACCCCACAGAUACCAACGGCUCAGACAACUCCAUUCCCAUGGCAUAUCUCACUCUGGACCACCAGCUGCAGCCCCUCGCUCCUUGCCCAAACUCCAAAGAGUCCAUGGCUGUGUUUGAGCAGCACUGUAAAAUGGCCCAGGAGUACCUAAAAGUGCAGACAGAAAUCGCCUUGCUGAUCCAGAGAAGGUGCGACAUGCAGAAAUUGCACCUCCAUUUCCUGGAUGUCACGGGAGGAUUUUAAAGGGUCGUGGGACUUGAGCAAGAAUAAUAAAAUGAAAUAAAAAUAACAUUAUUUGCUGACCUAACACAUGCAGUGUGUCUGCAGUGGUGAAAUGGCUAGCUACAUUUGGACUCUGAGGGGUUCAUGCUCCACUCACUCACUGACCAAUACAAUAAAUUCUCCCCCCACGCGCACACCACACACACACACACACACACACACACACUGAUCCAAUGAAAUGACACAUUUCGCUACAUCUUCAAAAUGUGUAUGUGACCAAUAAACAUUUCAUUUGACAAACUGAUCCAAUAAAAAUAUCAUUCUGCAACAUUGUUUUAAAUGUGACACGUCCAAUCAGAUAAUAUAGAUCUUCUUCUGACAGCUAGCUUGAUUGACAGCUAACUACGCAGAGGUGUUCUGCAGGCAUUGCACAUGUGGAUAGUCGGAUGUCAUUUAGCUCAUGUAGUCGAGCUGUCAGAGUAAAAUCAUGGACCAGUUUUUUUUAAACGUGCAGCUUCCUCUUCAUCUACUGCUGCUACCAACGUCAACAACAAGGCAGACAACCUGGUCCCUUUCAAGAAGAGAAAAUACCAACUUCAUCAAAUAUAGUUUUAUAUAGAAGAGAGGCAGGGUGAGUGUAGACCGCAACGAGCUGUUAGCUAAUGAGAACAUGAAACCCAAAAUGAAAAGGCAUCUGGGCACCAAGCAUCCAAGCCGCAAAGACAAGACAGCUGACUUUUUUUUUCAAGGAAAUGUCAAUAUCUGGAGGCCUCACAAGAUUCAUUGAAGAACGUCUGCACGGUACAAGAAAAGGCACUUUGUGCAUCAUACCUUGUGACCCAGCGUAUUGCUAAGUGCAACAACAAAAAAACACCAGUGCAGAGGAUCUCAUACUCCCUGCUGCGAUUGAUAAAUGCACUGAACUCUUCGGAGAGUCAGCCUCAACAUACUUAAAACUAUACCCAUAUCCAAUGACACUAUGAGGAGGAGAAUCCCGGACAUGUCUGGGGACAUAACGUGCCAGACAUCAGAGUACUUCAGUGCAAAUUUCCAUUACGCACUGCAGCUUGAUGAAUUCACAGAUAUGGCUAACCAUGCAAUUCUAAUGGUCUAUGUCAGACACGUCUGGGAUAAUAACUUCGAGAAGCAGUUCCUUUUUAGUGUCGAUUUGCCCACCACCACCACUCCAGAGGCUGUCUUUAGCACAAUGGAAAUGUUCCUGGGCUCCGUGGGACUGGCCUGGGAUGGGUGUGUUGGUGUGACCACAGAUGGGGCAGCUGCCAUGACGGGACAGCACUCUGGAGUAGUAAAGCGGACCCUGAGGAGCACCAGCAGGUGCUUUAUCAUGCAGAGGGCCACUGGCUUUCCAGGGGUAAACUGCUGGGUCGCUUUUAUGAGCUUCGAGCAUUUCGAUUGUGAGGAAUGGCUCUCGCAAGUUGCCUACCUGGCAGAUAUUUUUAACCAUCUGAAUUCGCUCAAGGGAGAGGUCAUAAUCGAUUUUAACAGAAGGACAAAGUGGAUGGCUUCCAGAUGAAGCUUACCAUUUGGGCAAAUCAUGUUUCUAAUGGGAGGAUUGACAUGUUUCCCAAUGCUGAUUUUCGAGAUUCAGAAUCUGAUCAACAUAAGGCACCGCGAGACACUGAAAAAUAAAUAGUUAAACAGCAUCUUGUCAAGCUGCAGGGAAGGUUUUGCGACUACUUCCUGGAGGAGAACAGGAGACUAGAUGACUGGACCCGGGACCCCUAUUGACUGGAGAUGGGAAGCGUCACGUUGCCAAGUAAUGAAUAGGAUCAGCUGGUGGAGCUGUCAUUUGAUAGCGGACUGAGCAUGCACUUCCUGGAAAUGACACUGCCAUUCUGCUGCAGCGUAAUGGGAGAGUGUCCUGCUCUCACCUGUCAUGAGUCAUUAAUAAAGAAUUCCUAAUGAUAGAAGAAACAACAAUUUUAAAAACUGGUAUGUGUUACUGAGUCUGAUCAUGUAUUACACCCCACUCCUGAACUGGGCGCCUAAUUAAAUGGCUUAUUCUCUUGAAUUGAUAAUACAUGUGUUCUCAGUUAAUAUGGCUGUGUAAUGACUUUCUUUAAUACCGUAAUUGAGUCUAUUUUGCAAGUGAAACCUGCCCAAGAAGGCAGGUGCAAUGCAACAUUACAAAAUGUUAUCAUCAACAGUCCAUAAUAUUGGGUUGUGACUUAAUUGUGACUUUCAAAUUUGGGUCCCCAGACAAAACCAGUUGAGAACCACUGGUAUAGGGUAUCAUUGUUCCCUCUAAACCGCUGUAAAAUAUAUUUUCAUUAAAUCAAAAAUAUUGUAUUUUCAGCUGUUUGAAGCUGGUUUGCAAAAGUAGAUGACACAAAAACAAAACUUAAAGAACACGAAGCAUAGAAAUGGGGCACAUAGAACAGAUACUGGGGAACAGGGCAGAACGACAGAUUUUCACCUUGUCAGCUCGGGGAUUCGAUCCAGCAACCUUUCGGUUACUGGCCCAACGCUCUAACCACAUUUCUAUGUGAAUGUGGUCGGGUCACCCAAAAAGUUACAUAUUGCAGCUUUAAUGGCAUAUCCCUUUCCUUUUUUUCUUGUUCUCAUUCUGUAUGCUUUUCUCUCUCUUCUCCGACACCUUUCUUUUUAAUCUUAGUCAUGUUUGUAUUUUCUUAUGUAAACUGCACUGCAAUUAAGUUUUCUGUAUUGUAAAGUGCACCAUUGUGGCACAUGUAAAAAACAGAAACGUCCUCUCUCUGUCAACUGGGUUUAUUUUCAGCAAACUUAACGUGUAAAUAUUUGCAUGAACAUAAGAUUCAACAACUGAGACAUAAACUGAACAAGUUCCACAGAUGUGAUUAACAGAAAUGGAAUAAUGUGUCCCUGGACAAAGGGGAAGUCAAAAUCAAAAGUAACCGUCAGUAUCUGGUGUGGCCACCAGCUGCAUUAAGAACUGCAGUGCAUCUCCUCAUGGACUGCACCAGAUUUGCCAGUUCUUGCUGUGAGAUGUUACCCCACUCUUCCACCAAGACACCUGCAAGUUCCCGGACAUUCCUGGGGGGGAAUGGCUCUAGCCCUCACCCUCCGACCCAACAGGUCCCAGACGUGCUCAAUGGGAUUUGAGAUCUGGGCUCUUCGCUGGCAUUGGCAGAACACUAACAUUCCUGUCUUGCAGGAAAUCACUCACAGAACGAGAGGUAUGGCUGGUGGCAUUGUCACGCUGGAGGGUCAUGACAGGAUGAGCCUGCAGGAAGUGUACCACAUGAUGGAGGAUGAUGUCUUCCCUUUUACGCACAGCAUUGAGAUUGUCUGCAAUGACAACUAGCUCAGUCCGAUGAUGCUGUGACACACUGCCUCAGACCAUGACGGGCCCUCCACCUCCAAAUUGAUCCCACUCCAGAGUACAGGCCUCGGUGCAACGCUCAUUCCUUUGACAAUAAACGCAAAUCCGGCCUUCACCACCCCGUGAGACAAAACCGCCACUCGUCUGUGAAGGGCACUUUUUAUCAGUCUUGUCUGGUCCAGCGACGGUGGGUUUGUGCCCAUAGGCGACAUUGUUGCCGGUGAUGUAUGGUGAGGACCUGCCUUACAACAGGCCUACAUGCCCUCAGUCCAGCCUCUCUCAGCCUAUUGCGGACAGUCUGAGCACUACUGGGGGGAUUGUGUGUUCCUGGUGUAACUCGGGCAGUUGUUGUUGCCAUCUUGUACCUGUCCCGCAGAUGUGAUGUUCAGCUGUACCAAUCCUGUGCAGGUGUUGUUACACGUGGUCUGCCACUGCGAGGACGAUCAGCUGUCCGUCCUGUCUCCCUGUAGCACUGUCUUAGGCAUCUCACAGUAUGGACAUUGCAAUGUAUUGCCCUGGCCACAUCUGCAGUCCUCAUGCCUCCUUGCAGCAUGCCUAAGGCAAGUUCACGCAGAUGAGCAGGUACCAUGGGCAUCUUUCUUUUGGUGUUUUUCAGAGUCAGUAGAAAGGCCUCUUUUGUGUCCUACGUUUUCAUAACUGUGACCUUAAUUGCCUACCGUCUAUAAGCUGUUAGUGUCUUAACGACCAUUCCACAGGUGCACGUUCAUGAAUUGUUUAUGGUUCAUUGAACAAGCAUGGGAAACAGUGUUUAAACCCUUUACAAUGAAGAUCAGUGAAGUUAUUUGGAUUUUUACAAAUUUUCUUUGAAAGACAGGGUCCUGAAAAAGGGACGUUUCUUUUUUUGCUGAGUUUGUGUAAAAUGAUACCAAUCUAU
This is a messenger RNA of Oncorhynchus masou masou (cherry salmon), 6545 nucleotides long. RefSeq names its product mitogen-activated protein kinase kinase kinase 7-like. The record is from RefSeq and is a predicted model, not a curated record. The transcript is spliced from 17 exons. Lineage: Eukaryota; Metazoa; Chordata; Actinopteri; Salmoniformes; Salmonidae. The coding region runs from base 676 to 2349 and encodes 557 amino acids. Gene Ontology annotation, biological process: positive regulation of canonical NF-kappaB signal transduction; immune response; JNK cascade. Gene Ontology annotation, molecular function: magnesium ion binding; ATP binding; MAP kinase kinase kinase activity.